AUGAAGAUCACAGUCAUCGGUGCAGGCAUCUCUGGCCUGUCAGUAGCACUUGCAUUAACCAAGUGGCUACCGGAGAAACCGGAUAUCACCAUCAUUGAACUUCGGCCAGAACCUUCAACAAUCGGCGGUGCGGUGGGACUGACACCAAAUGCACUACGCUGCCUACAUCACCUGGGAGUCCUCUCUCGAAUCCACGAGAAUUCACUGGGGGCUACCAUAGACAAAAUCGAACUCUUCACCAUCCACACUGGCGCCAGACUGGGCGAGAUCGGCUUCACUGGGGCACAGGGGGAGGGUGUUGGCCAGCCGCCGUUCAAGGGACUCAGGAUCAUGCGGGCAGAUUUGGUGCAGUCUCUGACCGAAUGUGUUCGGAACCUUAAUAAUGUCCGCUUCGCUUACGGUCGCAGACCAACCCAGAUCAUCGAAUCCGACGCGCAGAUAACUGUCCAUACUGACGAUGGUGACACAAUGACCUCGGAUUUGCUCCUCGGCUGCGAUGGCAUACAUUCCUUCGUUAGGACCAAUCUCGUCGAUCCAGAGAGGACACCGCUCUACACUGGGAUAGCCGCGGUCUUCGGCUUCGCUGGGUUGGACGACGAAGCCCAGGUGCCCUGGAAAGAUACAGGGUUAUGCCAGGCCAAACGAGGGAGUCUCAUGACCAGUUACUACGAACCACAGAGGAAGCGGCAGUUCGUGGCAGCCAUCAUGGAGACAGAAGACGUUAUCUCGAAGGAAGGCUGGCUGGCGCGUGGGUCAGAACAGGACAAGAUCAGGCAAAAUGUGAAAGGUCGUUUCGGCAAUAGUGCCAUUGGCUUCCUCAAUUCCCUCAUUGAUGCCACAGAUCACUGGACGCUGUACCCUGUCUUCAGUCUCGCUCCCCGGGGCAAGUGGUGCACCACGCGCGCAAUGCUGUUGGGGGACGCGGCCCAUGCAAUGCCGCCCCAGGGUGAAAGCACAGGAUAUGCCCUCGAGGACGCCAUCUUGUUCGCUCGAGCAAUGGCAGUCAAACUCGACAAGGGGCUAGACGUUACCUUCGCCACGUAUCAGAAAGUCAGGCGGGAACGUAUCAACAAGGCGUACGACGAGGCCGCCUUCGGCUGGGAAACACAAAAGGAUUGUGGCUGGUUCACUUUCUUGCUGAGAACCUGGUUGACAACUGCAUUCCUCUGGUGGACUGCAGCUGCGCGACAAAGGCGUUACAGCGAGGACGUCACAAAGAUGGACCUAGAAUAA
Cladophialophora carrionii CBS 160.54 is the source of this 1233-nucleotide messenger RNA. RefSeq lists its product as uncharacterized. NCBI's taxonomy places the organism in Eukaryota, Fungi, Ascomycota, Eurotiomycetes, Chaetothyriales, Herpotrichiellaceae. The transcript has a single exon. Gene Ontology annotation, molecular function: FAD binding; monooxygenase activity. The coding region runs from base 1 to 1233 and encodes 410 amino acids. The record is from RefSeq and is a predicted model, not a curated record.